Molecule: messenger RNA, 6252 nt
Organism: Mercenaria mercenaria
Lineage: Eukaryota; Metazoa; Mollusca; Bivalvia; Venerida; Veneridae
Exons: 10
Coding region: 117-1367 (416 amino acids)
Source: RefSeq, a predicted model, not a curated record
UAAAACUUACCCAAGUGUGGUCGAAUGCAUCUUCAGUUGUGUGUGCAUAUGUGAAACUUUAACAAGUGUCAAGCUAGUGUUACUGUGUUAGGAGAGAGGAAGUAUAUAGCUGAAAUAUGUUGCACGUUUCGGGACUUGUUUUCGUUUCCUUGUAUUUGGCCCAUUGUGUAGCUGGGGACGUUUUCUGUAACAAGGAGGAGGUAGAGCUGGCUUGGAAAAUAUGUGAGCGCGCAUACCAUCAAAGAGAUCGUAGCACUGAUAUCAAGGAAAUAUGCAGCAAUAUGGACUGCCUGAUCCAAUGCAAAUUCGAUGCAGUUGGUGACUGUACAAAAAGUGACAAAUUUCUUGAUCAGAUGCAGAAUUAUGACCCUGAGAAGUGGAAGGUGGUCUUCAGAAUAUUAUGCUCAGAUGUUACAUUUGCGACAGAGCAAAGAGAGUUAGGUUGCGUAAUGAACGGUACUUUUUGUUCUUCCUAUGAUCUCUCUAAAAACUUCUUUUACGGUCGUCUUAACCUCUACAACAACGGCAAAUAUGAUGAAUACAAGGAGCUAUUGUGCAACACUACUGCAGUUGCACGGGACUGCCUUCGUGUAUUUCCCACAGCAAACUGUUCAGAGUCUAGUGCAAGAAUAAGUUUAGACAUUGUCAAGACUAGCAGCUCACUUUCUUUCUGUGACAACAAGGACAUCAAACAUUUAUACACAAAACACGGCGGCGAUGCGAAAUGUGCAAAUCCUAAAUUGGACAGCAAAUGUUUCACAUCAAGCUUAGGGUCUAGGGUGUCACGAUGCAGGACGUUUUCGCUUCACACUCUUGUUGACCAGCGUUUGUCACCGAAUAUUGACGAAUUCUGCAAUAGUCGAGAAUGUAACAUAAAAUGUUACGAAGAUGCUGUAAGCGACUGUGACAAGCAGGAAAAGUACUUUAAUUUAGACCCAGUUGCCGUGAAGGUGGCAAACAGAGCAGCAUGUGAUAAUAAGGAAGAGCUCAAAACUGCAGUGAAAGAAUGCAGUAUCCGAAACACGACGUGUUCUACAGAAUUUAACAAAUCCCGUUCAGGAGCAUUUGACUUUUUACUGCAGCAAAAUUACACGGAAUAUAGACAAGCUAUGUGCAGUGCUACCUCAAAAUUCAUCGAGUGUUUGGAUUACGUCGUUGCUGGAAAAUGCACGGACGAGAUGGCAACUCUCUUGAAAGAUAUGAUUACAGUCACGUUCAGCUACAGCAAAUGUAGCCCACAAAACCACGCCUUCUUUUCUAAACAUGGCGCCGAUACCUACUGCGUCGCUUCCGGAAGCGGCAACCCUUUGCUUAACAUUUUUCUGUCCUCGAUAAUAAUGUUACUUCUUGCGUUGUUAUAUAAAUAGAAAGAUCAAUUGUUAAACUAUUUUUACAAACUGUUCAGAUUUGAAUAAUCAGCGUUCGAGCUGACACACUUGGACGUUUUAUUGGACAGUUUUAUUACCCAAAAAAUGCAUAAAUGCCUUAUCAAGCAAUGUGAUACAACAUAUCAGCAAGACUUCAUUCGAGAUUAUUUUUUUUUAUCUGAUGCCUUACUUGUGUAUUGCAUAACUGUGUAUUUACGCGCAUGGUAUAAUUUGGCACACACCAUAAUAUAUUUAUCACAAUGAAUAAUCAAGUUGCAAUCCUGUUAUAUCAGAAUAAACGAGACCGUAAGCUUCAUUGUGUGCUGCAUACAUAAUUAUAUCGUGAAAGUGCCGCCUCACAUGAAUAGUUGCGCUUCUGCUAUAUCAUAAUAGAGACCAUCACAAAUUUGGCCCAUCUAUUGGUUUGUGAGCAUAUGAGAGAAUAUGGUUGUUUUCAGAAAUUUGAAUGCUUGGAACAAAAACAAUCUGGUUGGCUCGUGUUGUAGCGGAAUGGAGUUGUUUUGCUUUAAAACAUCUUCUGCAACAUUCAUGUAUGUUUUUCCCCGGUAUGAUUCCACAGUGAACUGAAUAAUUGCAAAUGUACUCUUGCAUGUAUAGUUUUGAAAGAAAGUUUUGUAUAUAUGUAUAUAAAAAUGAUAACACAUAUUAUGGUAAAAUGCAAAACGCAAACAAUUUAGAUUUGAUUUAUACUGUCAUAUACAUGAGCGUCUGCAAGUUUACUAAGUCACUUCUGUUUUUUGUUGUCUCUACAAUUCAGUUUAGACUGAAAUUACAAUAUGAAAAAUGACAUUUUAGGUUGAGCAAUUCUCAGUCAUGACAAUAUAAUUUUUUUAUAAAGUCUUUUCAAUUUAUUGUAACAAACAGUCAUGACUGCACCCCUCCCCUUGAGGUCAUUUUACUCCUAUUGCCAAUACCGGUGCUUAAAGCAUCUGGUACACCCAGACGAGCUGCAUAUAGAGGUUCAGACCCCCCAGAUUAAUGGUGCCAUCAUAUACUGUAUCACAAAGAAAUACCACCACCACCCUACCCAUAGAGCCUUACCAACAAGUGCAUUUAUUAAACAGACCUUGGAAAUAUAAAUGUUUAAAACAUUUUACAAAAAAAAAAUGUAUAGUAAAGAGAUCUUCGUCAGCGACAAAUGACUUGCCAUAGUUCUGUAUCACAAAAAUAACAAUAGCAUAAUAUUAUUUAUUAUGGGUAGAAACAGUCACAGUUGGUAUCUAUUUGUUGUAGAAAUUUUUGUGUUUGAAAGUGUUUUGAGAGUUCUUUUGAAUGAAUUUAGUGAUGAAUCUUUUCUGAGAUUGUCAGGAAGAGAAUUGUAAAUCUGGUGCAGACGGAGAAUAGCGAUUGGUAAAAUAUAAGAUUUAUUUUCUUAAAUGCUUUAAAUGUAUACAUGGAUAGGUUUUUAUAUUUGUCGGGCUCUCUGAUGACAACAAUUCAACAAAUUUCAGUAUUUUCCAAUAAUAUGUGUGUAUGUAUUGAAAUCUACGUUCAUUAAAAAGUUUGCAUUACAAAAAAAAAUGAAAUUAAUUUUCUAAUUGAUUACAGUAUAAGCAUUUUCUUCCAUUUCUUUAAAUUUGUCAAGGUUUAUGCCAUCUUCCUUUCUUGAUUGCUAAUUUGUGUCCAGAAACUUUUAAUCUUGUCAAAGCAUAUCUAUUGUUUUUAUAUUUAUUUAUCUAAAUAUAUCUUAUAAUUAAAUUCUGAAAACAAUCUAUAUCCCGAGGUGCGUAUUGAAUUACUUAAUUCUCCAUUCCAGUCUUGACAAAACGUAUCCUUUAGUUUUUGUUUUAGUUCACUAAUAAAUAGAUUUUCAUUUCAUACUCUUUGGAAUAACCAAACAUAACAAAAUCCUAAAUUCUCUAUUGUGGAUUUAACAGAUUUUGCCUAAUUGUUCUUAUUUUUAUGUUUUUCCAUGUCUUCAACCAUCAUAUUAUAGAUUUGUUUUGUGUACUUUUUAUUAUCACUUUUAAUUAUUUUCAGCCAGUACUUUAUGACUCUGACUAUUCUGUUAUAUUUGAGUGGCAUCCUGCCGAGUUCACCAGAUAUAAAGUUGUUUUAUGUUUGUAAUUUAACGCCUAAAGGUUUCUUGCAAGAGUUUAAUUGUAUAUUUUCUAUUUUAAAAGAGUCAUUUAUCUACCAGACUACAUCAGUGUAACAUCAGUUAAAUCUAAAAGGUCAAGUUUGUGUUCAAUUGUAAGGUCAGUGAAAAUUUGUAUAUAAUUUUUAAUUUUAAAGGUUGCUUUUAAUGUCUGUCCUGACAUUGCAUCAUAUGUGUCCGAAAAUAAGCAACCUGUAGUAAACACUAUCCCUAUUUAUGUAUUUUUUGACAAUAAUUAUUUCUGUUUCCAUGUCAUCAUAUAAUACUGUUAAGCAUCUUUCUAUCCUGCCUCCUUUUUGAAAAAUAAUGACUUUAGUUUUUCUUGCAUUGACAAUGAGCUUCCAUUUAUCACAGUAGUAAGCCUUCUUGUAAAUCGUAUAGAAUAAAAUCUUUAAACAUCCCUAUACUGAGUCCGCUGAACUCUUCUUACAUAACAGUUUCCUCUAAAUCAUUUAAAAAAAAUAGAAAAGGGGAAAGACAAUCUCAUUGACGUACUUCUAGCGAACAUAUGAAACUUUCACAUAGUGAAUUUUGUAUCUUCAUUAUUGAUUUUACAUUUGUGUACAUGGAUCUUAAUACGUUUAAAAUUUUUCCUCUUACUCCUAGUUUAAUCAAUUUCAACCAAAUGUUUUCUCUAACCACAAAAUCAAACGCUUUUGUAAAAUCAACAAAACAGACUAUUACCUUUUUAUUUUCAUUUAAUAUAUAAUUGAUAAACCCGUUUAGAUAAAGAUAUUGUCAACUGUUCCCAUGUUUUUUCUAAAGUCCGCCUGUGCUUCUACCAUGUUCUACAUACACUUUAUAGCAUUCAACCCAUUUGUUUAGUCUUUUGUUUAAUACCCUGGUGAACAGUUUGCCUAAUGUGCUAAAAAGUGUUAUUCUCCUGUAAUUUUCUGGAAAACGUUGAUCACCCAUUUUAUACAAUGGUAUAAUAAACCCUUCUGAUCAUUGAUUAGGAAAAUAACCUAUACAUGUGUAUGUAUAUGUAUUUAACAAUUUGUUGAAACAAUUUUUCAAGUAUUUCAAUACAAUCAUAUGAUCUGUGUAAGCACGAAUACGCUUCACUCCGUCGUACCAAUGAGAUCAAAUUUUGCUGUAAUGUUGCAGCUAUCAGCACCUUGUGGCCGUUUUCUUAUAACUCUACCAUGUGGUUGUUGUCCUAAGGUAAUUGACCCGUAAUGACACUCGGCAAUUUCCGUUUGAUUACGUAUUGCCGUUCGGUAUUUUUCGGACUUGCAAGUGCCUUUCCGAAACUACCGGAAACAACCGGAAACCGCCGAAAUCAUAUACAGAGAGUACGCAAUUUGCAGACUUCUUCAUUGUGUGUUUUUUUUCUUUAUAAAAUUGCUAUUAACAUAAUUAUGGUAAUGUGCAUGCAGGAACAGAAUGAAAUAAUCUACAGUCUAAUUUGCCAUACUUCAACAAUGAUUAAGGAUUUACGUAAUAAUGGCGGGUUUUAUUUGUUCAUGCAUUGUCAGAAGAGGAGAGGUUAUCACGGGAAGGGAUUUACACUCAUACGUAGAAGUAUACGAGUUUUUAAAAUCCUUUAAGAAACUGUUAGCACAAACGUAUUAAACACAUAAUACGUUCCCAAGUGUGGUUUAUCGUAGACUAACCCGAUAACCCGCGUUUUGAGUUCUUAUACGUAAGAAUAUAUUAUUUCAGAAUUGGGAACUUGUUAUUUCGAUUCUAACACGACAUACUUGCAACAACAGUGUUAGAAAAAAAUGGUAACUACUUUUUUACGACAUAAACUACACUUCGUGCUACGCACUUGGAUUUGGCUUUCUCCAUGUAUUCUUCCCAUUGCGUAAGGAUUGCAGCACAUAUUGUGUAACAUGGCCAUCAAACCUUUUAUCAAUUAUCUUCAAGUCACCAAAACCAAGGCGAAUCUCGCGGAUUGUUCCCGUACGCAACAGAUUAGUUGUUUGUGUCAUUUUGCAGCCGAACUGUGUUGUUGUCACCGGAAAAGAAAAAGCUUUUUUUUCAAACACGACUGCAUUGCUCAGAAGCGAAAAAAUAUUCGCAUAGUUUUGGGUAAUAUGCUGCUUAUUUUCUUGUAAGCCAACAUAAUGCCAUAUUCAAUAUUUCCGUUAUUGGUCAAAAUUUGGUAAAUUCUAGCAGCUUACUCGAUAUUAGAAUACCGAGACCUUAGACCUAGUGUUAGACUUGCACAGUCAGUUGAGAUUAAACAUUUCGCAUUCUGUUAAAAACAAAAUAUGUCAACAUGCCCUUUACAAAAUCCUCUUUUCCUCUUUCUGUGGCCCCUUUUACUGUGACGUAUGUUAGAUUCAGAGGUAAGUGAUAUUGUAUUUUUUUUUCAGAAAGUGCUAUCAAAUGGGAUUGAUUUUAUGGUCAACUGCUCUACAUUUAAUGACUCUAACGAUUGAUGCCAGUCUAACCUAACAUAAAUAAUUCUGAUGUAAUACUGUUUUCCCGAUGUUUUCCUACUUGCUCCUUUGCUUUGCUUAGAAACAUCCUUCAAUAUAAUACUUUAGAUAAUCCUUUAGGUAUACAGUUAGCUGCAGUACUUAUUUAAUGGCCCUAAUAUAUGCAAAGCUGAAAUAGUAUCAUCUUAGUACAUAAUAAUGUAUAAUUUUAACAUCUUUAACAUUCAAUACUAUUACACGUUAAGUUUCUCUUCAAGAUGCUAUAGUACAUCGUUCAAAAUAAAUACUUGGAUUGUUCUAUACUCUUGCGAUAUACUUCACUGGUAUAUCGCAUAAUUUAUGCAAUCAUUGUAUCCAAUAAAUUUAUUGUUACUGA